UGAUGACGUCACGAGGCAUAGGGCAUGCGCAUUGAGAGGGUGGGAAUCGACCGAGACCGGAGAGAGGCUGCGCUGGAGAGGUUUGGGGCCAGUCAAUAUGGCAGACAUGUCUGUUGAGGACAUACAGGUCCGAGCAAACCAGGUGACGGAUGAGUCCCUGGAGAGUACCAGGAGGAUGCUGCAGCUGGCGGAGGAGAGCAGGGAUGCUGGUGGCAAGACUAUGAUCAUGCUGGAUGAGCAGGGAGAACAAUUGAGGCGCAUUGAUGAAGGGCUGGAUCAGAUCAACCAGGAUAUGAGGGAGGCGGAGAAAAACCUAACUGACCUCACCAAAUGCUGUGGCCUAUGUGUGUGUCCUUGCAGUAGGGUGAAGAACUUUGAAAUGGGGGAUGCAUACAAGAAAGCCUGGGGUAGCGAUGCUGAUGGGAACACGGGCAGAGUAGUCUCCAAUCAGCCAGGCAACAUCCAGAAUCACCACGAGAUGGCCAGGAGGGGUGGUGAAGGAGAAGGCUACAUUACCAGGAUAACCAAUGAUGCUCGAGAGGAUGAAAUGGAAGAAAACCUGCAGCAAGUGGGCAGUAUCAUUGGAAACCUGAAAAAUAUGGCCAUCGACAUGGGCAAUGAAAUCGAUGCCCAGAACAAAAAGAUUGACUCUAUUUCUGGGAAGGCUGAUACUAACAAAGCUCGGAUUGAUGAAGCCAACCAGAGAGCAAACAAACUCAUCCAGAAUUAAUAUGGAGCUGAACUCCAGACUUAGCCUUGAAUGUACAGCUUCACCUACAGUCUGAUUUCUGCAUCCUUUUCCAUGGGAGUCACUGUGCCUUACUAUGCCUUUCUGCAUCUCCCAACAAGCUAAAUCUUUGAAUUAGGGUAGGAUCUGAAUUGGUGCCAAGUGACUCCUGGUAUUUUUUUUAAAUCAGUGUACAGUCUCCAAAGCUGAGCUCUGGAGUCAUUCAGGGCUGUAUCCAAAGUGACUUAUUUCCAGCCCAGUGGCCUCAAGUUUACCUGGCUUUUGGCAGCACUUCAAUCGUUGUACAUGCCCAGCACCUGUUUUUUAUGUCUAUUGAUGGAAUGAUGGGGGGGGGGGGAGGAGAGAGAAGAGACAGAGAAGAGAAGAACUGUAGAGGUUAACACUGGGACCUAUGGGCAGUUCAAAUCAGCAAUAUCUGGGAGACUGAUGUCUUUCUCAGUCCCAGUUUACACACUGCUUCAUCUGAUCUCUCUUCUCUUAAUCACCCUGCCUCCCCCGCCAACUUCAAUACCAACUGGCGUUUGCACUUUCAGACAAAAACUACAUUGGCCAAAGGAAUCCCAGAGAGUAGAAUUGCUGUGGAGGGAUGAGAAAUGAAUAGUUUGGUUGUAUAUGACCUACCAUGGUGCUUUUCCUGCAGGGCAAUGUGUAUUUUAAUUCUGCCCCAAUUUCCUUUCUGGGAAGGAAGAAACAGUGAUAUGAUGAGUCCGCUGGAACUCGGACAUUGAGAGAAUAGUAACUUUUGGUGGGUAAUCGAACAGGAUUUGAACAAGUGCUGCUGCUAGCUAGUGAUUGUAGAAAUGCUGCUUUCUAUCAAACCACCAGGCCCUGGACCUUUCCAUCAAACUCUAAACUCUCCUCAUGGCUUUGGUCUUCCUAUUCACCCUGCUCAUAGAUUUUCCUGUCAAAACUCAAAGUGCAUAGGCCCCACUGACCGACUGUUAAUCUCUCAUGGUCUUUUCACCCCAGCCCCUUCUGGGCCUUGCUGGCAACUGUAAACUGCUGGUUAUUUGGCCUUCCUAUCUGCCUUUGACAUUAGUGUAUGAGUCUGUACUUAGAGCACUGCAGUUGCUGGAUUCUAGCUACCAAUCUACAACCACCUUGACUUCAUGGCUCAUUUGGGGGCUCUGAUUCAGUUAAGUCAAAUCAGUGACCACCAAGAUACCAAAAAGCACUGAAAUCAAAGUGGGAAAUAAGUGAAAUAAUCUGCCAAUGAGGUGGGGAUGAAGGGAGUGUGUGUGUUUGUGUGAAUGCUGCUUGGGCAUCUCUUAUGGAGAGUGCCCUCAGCUUCAUGUCAUCACUUGCUAUCAACUACUUGUGUACAGGAAAGAAAAUGAUGAGCAGUGGUCAAGACUGCACAAACUAUUUCCAGUGCUUUGGGGCUUGCUGUAAUAUAUAUUGCACAUUUAAUCAUUUCUCUAAUAUUGUAAGUAACGUUUUAUAGAAAUAAUGUGAUUACUAACUGCAACCUGACUGCCUGAAAACAUCAAAUUUUUUUUUCUAAAUAAAUCAUCCUCAAGUCAUUGUGACUGAAGUGAAA
Messenger RNA from Stegostoma tigrinum, 2288 nucleotides. Its product is annotated as synaptosomal-associated protein 23-like. The transcript is spliced from 8 exons. Bases 98 to 730 code for a protein of 210 amino acids. NCBI's taxonomy places the organism in Eukaryota, Metazoa, Chordata, Chondrichthyes, Orectolobiformes, Stegostomatidae. Gene Ontology annotation, cellular component: SNARE complex; plasma membrane. The record is from RefSeq and is a predicted model, not a curated record. Gene Ontology annotation, biological process: synaptic vesicle fusion to presynaptic active zone membrane; exocytosis; synaptic vesicle priming. Gene Ontology annotation, molecular function: SNAP receptor activity; syntaxin-1 binding; voltage-gated potassium channel activity.